GUACCGCACAUGCGCAAGGGCCUGUUCGCCCGCCCGCCCGCAGCGUAAACAAGGGGCCGGCGGGGAUGAGGAGGCCUCGGGUGCGCGGCGGGGGCUGGGGCCGCCGGGGCUGAGGUUCCGCUGCCUGCUGGAGGCGUCCUCCCCCCCGCCGGACGGGGGUGGCGAGGGCCGGCCCGCCAUGAACUUGGCCAGUCAGAGCGGCGACGCCGGCAGCGGCCAUCUGCUCUUCGCCAACUUCAACCAGGACAACACAUCCCUUGCAGUUGGCAGUAAAUCAGGCUACAAAUUCUUCUCCCUUUCUUCUGUGGACAAAUUAGAGCAGAUCUAUGAAUGCACUGACACAGAAGAUGUGUGCAUUGUGGAGAGGCUCUUCUCCAGUAGUCUGGUGGCCAUAGUUAGCCUUAAAGCUCCACGCAAGCUCAAAGUUUGUCACUUUAAGAAGGGGACAGAGAUCUGCAACUACAGUUACUCCAACACCAUCUUGGCUGUCAAGCUCAAUAGACAGAGGCUGAUAGUAUGUCUGGAAGAGUCUCUUUAUAUACACAACAUACGAGACAUGAAGGUAUUACAUACAAUCAGGGAGACACCUCCCAAUCCUGCAGGGUUGUGUGCUUUAUCAAUAAACAAUGAUAACUGCUACCUGGCCUAUCCAGGAAGUGCAACUAUUGGAGAAGUACAAGUCUUUGAUACUAUCAAUCUGAGAGCUGCUAAUAUGAUCCCAGCUCAUGAUAGUCCCUUGGCUGCUUUGGCGUUUGACGCGAGUGGUACUAAACUUGCCACUGCAUCAGAAAAGGGGACAGUAAUAAGAGUGUUUUCCAUUCCAGAAGGACAGAAACUCUUUGAAUUCCGAAGGGGGGUGAAGAGGUGUGUGAGCAUCUGUUCGCUGGCUUUUAGCAUGGAUGGCAUGUUUCUGUCUGCAUCCAGUAACACAGAGACGGUGCAUAUCUUCAAACUUGAGACUGUGAAAGAAAAACCUCAGGAAGAGCCUACAACCUGGACAGGUUACUUUGGAAAAGUGCUGAUGGCCUCCACAAGCUAUCUGCCCUCUCAAGUAACAGAAAUGUUCAACCAGGGUAGAGCCUUUGCUACAGUCCGCCUGCCGUUCUGUGGGCACAAGAACAUCUGUGCACUCGCCACAAUCCAGAAGAUCCCUCGUUUGUUGGUGGGAGCUGCUGAUGGCUAUCUCUACAUGUACAACCUAGACCCCCAAGAAGGAGGAGAGUGCACACUAAUGAAGCAGCACAAGCUCGAUGGCAGCAUGGAGCCAGCCAACGAAAUCCUAGAGUCUGCAUCCCACGACCGGCCCUUGGUAGCACAGACGUACAGUGCCGCUGUGACUAAAGGUACAUAUGUGCCUUCCUCACCCACAAGGCAUGCCUAUACAGAUGACCUGGGUGCUGUGGGUGGAGCUUGCCUGGAAGAUGAAACCAACUCGCUUAGAUUGGAUGAAGACAGUGAGCAUCCCCCCAUGAUCCUUCGGACAGACUAAACCUUGACCUGUGAACUCACUCCUGAAGCAGAGAACACUGGCUUGAUAUUUCUUGAGGAAUCUCGUGUUAUGCUGCUAUGAACUUUGACAUGAGCUGGGAGAGAGGAUGACAGACUCUUACUGUUUUAAGUCGUAGCUGUAGUUCUAAUUCUAUACAAUUGGAAAAAUACAUGGUUUUCAAUUCAGUGGCUUUUAAUCUUGCUUAUCUAUUUUAGCUGUGUUUAUUUUUUUGUUGCCAAAACCUGCUGUUUGUGCAGCCCUCAGAGCCUACUAGCUUUGCAUGCGUUCAUGUGCCAAGCAAGCAUAGGAGGGGGAGAGAGAGAAGCCACUUUAUAACAAACUCAAGUUUGUAUUUUUUUUAUAUAUGUAUAUAAUAUUUAGCUUAUAUAAGGAAGGAGUAGAGAAGUGGUUCUGGAAGCUGAGACUUAGUUCUGCACUGACAAAGGUCCAAAUGGUUUCCUGUGCAUGGGCUUGCAGGCAUACCUAGUGACUGACAUGCAACCUUUCAAAUGCAACGGCCUGUUUUUUGGGGUUCUCCCUUCCCUUUCCUGGACCACUUUGUUAAUUAAAAUUCCUUCUGAAUGUUGUGUAUUUGUGGGACUGUUCUGUUUGUUGCAAUGGAAAUCUGGAAGUGUUUCCCUGCAUAAGCAUGUAGAAUAUAGAAAGUGCCUUUACAGGGAAGAAAAGGAGUUGGUGCAGGAAGAAAGCUAGAGCGAAGGAGGAAUUGCUAGAGACUCUUGUUUGUACACCUCUAGUGCUUUGGUGUCUGUAGCCCGUAGUGGCUGAUAAGCUUGUGGGGGUGUUUUUUAGAGAAGACUUGUUACUUUCUUUGUCUCCCAUAGAUUGUCUUAUUUCCUUGGCAGAGUAGCAAUAACCUUGGGUUUUUUAUACUUUUUUUACCUUAUCCAAAGCAAGGAUUGUGUCACGCUGGAGGGAGUAUGUAGAGUAUGACAGCCCCACUCUAUGGACAGCCUUAAGGUUUUCAGCUGGAAGGCAUUGCUCUCAAUUCUUGCUUCUCUUCAGUCUGGGGCUGAGGGUACUGCUCUAAUAGUGAAGGUUCAUGGUUAUUUUUUCCAGAUACUGAUGUAAAUAUAAAUGAUUUUGAAAGAUUAAUUUUCUUCUGGGUUCUCUUCUGCUGGAUAACAGGGGUUUUGGUUGGUGUUCUGUUAGGUUUUUCUCCUCCCUUUUCAUCAGUGCACCUCUUGUGAUACACUCCAAGGACUGCUUGUCUCUUUGGCAGUUCUGGAAUAAAUGCUUAACUGCCCUGACCCUGGCUAGGGCUUUCCAAGGCUGAGCAGUGCUGCAGACUAUUUUUAGGGUUGUAAUGUGCCUUUUCUUAAGUCUUGGGUAACAGUUAGCAGGCAAGUGAUUAGCAAAGUACUUAGUGAGUGUUACUUUCCUUUGCCAAAAUGAGCUUGCUUUUGCCUUUUGUGUAGCAGUGUGGGUUCCUUCCUUUCUCUCUGCUGGCUGCUUGCAAAGAAAUCAAACCAGACAAGGAAAUGGCAGAUCUUGAGAGGAGGACAGAAGCUGAGUUCUCCAGCUACAUAUGAACUCACUACCACAACUAGACAGCGAUGUGCUUUUAGGAUUUGGAACUGUGUUAACAUGUCUUCCCUCAAGCAAUAGCAGGCAGUGUUCUUUGUCCCCAAAGCCCUCUGUGGGUAGGUGUGCUUCCCCAUCCUCUAAAGUGCAGAAGAUGGUGAUAGCUGCCUGCAUCAGCGAGGCUACUGUUAGUCUGUGUAAGUGGAAGAUGCUUUAACAUGUGGGAGACAAGGGAUCAGGCUUGUUUAGUUACUGAAAACCCUUGACUGUCCUGAGCAGUUGGCUGGAGUGGCUUGUGGUGUCCUCUCCAGAACCCAAGGCAUCCAAAGCAAACCACUGAGCCAUGCUGAAAUCUUGCUUAGUCUUGACUUUAAGCUCUGGCUGACAACUAAAUUCCAUGGUCUGGAAUUAUGUUGUUGGUUUUUUUUAUUGCAAUUGCUAUCAGCUUUGCUGUGGCUGCAGAGUAAAAUACAAGUCUUGAAGUAAACAGAAGCUCGAUGAGCUUGGCUGGCAAACUGAACCACCCAGGAGCUGUCAGAUGUCUGCUUGUUCCAGACUAAAGCUGGUAACGUUCCUGAUAACAUAACUUGGAGGCUUGGCGUAGACUCCACAAGUAGAGUUAGCAGUAAACACACAUAAGCACAGGUCUGCUAAGCACACAAGUUUUACAACUCUUGAGUGUAACAAAGGCCAUCUUACAUAGUAAGAUAUACCCCUUAAUGUAAUUACUAACUUCUACUGCUUACAAUUGAGAUCAUUUAUCAUACUAACCUUACCCCCUUCCUAACUUUCACACCUUAUCUUCCACAGGUGAGUUGGAGAUCCUGCAUUCACUGUGUUUGUGUCUUCCAUGUGCUGUUGUGUGCUCCGGUGCCAUGCACUGACUGUUGAAUCGCUGUGCCCUGCACAGAGCAGAAGUAUUAAUGUUCUGGGGUUAGUGAGCAGCAUGGAGCUAGUGGGGUGGAGUAGGUGGGUUUUGGCCCCCACUGACAGUGUAUUUGAGUGGUGACAGUAGCUUGUCUUAAGUUCAUUGCAUGAGGAUAUAAACUUUGUCUCAGAUAAAGCCUGACUAAUACAAUUUCCCUCUGAUGGCCUGAGGCCCUCAGUCACCACCCUGUUGUGGUACAUUACCAAAGUUAAAAGCCUCUCAGGUUGGGGUUUCAUCCAAAUAACACAAAGAUUUUAAUGUAUUUUUUAUUUAAACAUACCAGAAAUGCUGUUUGCAGCUGCAUCCUCACCUGAGCAUGGAGCACACACGAUUGCACUGUUAAUGCUCUAUGGAUCAGGUGGCAUCUGAACACUUCUAUUCUGCUGGUCUAACAGCCCUGGAUUCCCCAGGGUGAGCCAAGGAGGCUCUAGCCCUGUGGCCAUGGGCUUCCAGUCAUAUGAUAUGGGAACACCUUUACAGCCACUCUCUUUUUAGACUGACCUCCCUUGGAAGGACAGUGUUUGUUUCAUGACAGUGCGUGUCUGUCUAGACACAGGCUGUACUUCUUGAUAGCUUUUUAAUGCGGUAGAGGGCUAAGGACAGAGAUAGGCAACUGAACCAACCAAAGCUGGGGAGGGGGGAACACUUUAAACUUGGAAUCCUAAACUCAGGUCUUAGAUUGCAGUGGGAUCUGUUCCCAGUGAGUACUAUAGGGAAGGAGCUGUUCCUCUUGAUGUGCAAAUAGGUAGUGAGCGUACAUACUUCACUCCUAUCUUGACAUCUGUGUGUUUACUCUCUAUUUCAAGUUCUGAGGCAGAAGUCUUUUAUCUCUGGUCUCUUAUGUCCCUGUUUCCAAAAUACCAGUGAUAGAUACAAAUCUAGCAGCUAAAAGGCUGGGCCUGGCACAGGAGGAGGAAGUAGAAAGCAUGAAGAGGUUAGUAAGAGCUGUUCCUUCUGAGGCCCUGUUCAUUUGUGCGAGUGCUCCCUCUGGGAUCAGAUGUGUGCAUGUACCUUGCUGCUCCAGGUCCUGUGCAAGCGAGUAUCUUGGUCCUCUGCAGAGGGUAGGGGUAGAGGUGGUGGCUUUUCAAGUCUGUCUGAAUGCAGAUAAAUACCUGAGAAGACUCUUAAUACAGAGACAGAGGAAACUCCCAUAUGACCUAUGUCUAAUAGUAAAAAGGGAGGAAUGGAGGAAGAGCCACCAGCUUGGUGAGUGGGGUUAGCAUAGAGCCCUGAGAAGCUGCUCAGCAGAGAACUCGCUAUGUUACAUCCCAUUCUGUGCUUCCUUGGCUCUAAUAAUGGCAUUAGCACCAAAGCAGCAUGCAGCAAGAGGGUAGAAUUUCUUUCCUUGUAGGCUGCUGAGCUAUUCAGUAGACCCCUGGUGUGUGCAGAUGCUCCACUCCUGUUUGCAGAGCGAAAGGAGCCUUUGUCUAAAGCAUUGGUGGGCUUUAGUCACUGCAGAGGUUUGGAAAGUUUUAUUCUGUGCUCCGUCUAUGCUGGCUAACAGAUUUAACCUGUUAACAUCUGGGAGCAAGGCAGAGUGUCCUCUCCAUAUGUGCAGAGCAGGCCUUUCUUAUGCUGGAAUCUGUGCUGCACCAUGAAAGGCUUGCAAUGAAGAGAGCGUGGCUCUGACUGUAAAUAAGCCCUUUCAGAUUCCAGUUGCACAACCAAAGGAAUUCAGCAGAUUCCUAUUUUUCUAACCAUGACAUGCCUUCGUUUUAACACUCUUCCCAUUGCCCAAUCUCAUCUUCCACUGCCUUGAAAGUGAUGGACAAGAAGUUUUUAUUCUGGCUUGCAAAUAGCUGCAGUUGUGCCCGUUACAGAUGUCUCAGUGCUGUGGCUUUGGCCAUGUGGCUGCAGUGAUCUGCGCCCUGACUCCCCCUGCACUGGUGCAUGUGUCCAACUCAUUUCUCAGGAGUGGUUCCCAAACCUGUAGCUCUGGGUUUCUAUGGGGUGUUGACUAAACCCUUUGUCUACCUGGACCUAUUUGCUCUUGCAUUUGCUUCCUUACCUGGAAAAAACCCCCCUGCAUCCUGCAGUGCUCACUUACUCUGUUCAAUAUCUGUGUUGAUAAGUGGGAAUAUCUAACAUUCCACCUCACCAAAUGUCUGGCUCCCACUGCUGCCCAUCGCUCUUUGUAAUUUUAUAACUGCCUAAGAAAUUAAAUCUGUGUUGCCAUAAA
Molecule: messenger RNA, 6138 nt
Organism: Strigops habroptila (Kakapo)
Lineage: Eukaryota; Metazoa; Chordata; Aves; Psittaciformes; Psittacidae
Gene: WIPI2
Product: WD repeat domain, phosphoinositide interacting 2
Exons: 12
Coding region: 179-1489 (436 amino acids)
Biological process (GO): protein localization to phagophore assembly site; protein lipidation; autophagy of mitochondrion
Cellular component (GO): phagophore assembly site membrane; extrinsic component of membrane; cytosol
Molecular function (GO): phosphatidylinositol-3-phosphate binding; protein binding; phosphatidylinositol-3,5-bisphosphate binding
Source: RefSeq, a predicted model, not a curated record